Molecule: messenger RNA, 5617 nt
Organism: Nematostella vectensis (starlet sea anemone)
Lineage: Eukaryota; Metazoa; Cnidaria; Anthozoa; Actiniaria; Edwardsiidae
Product: RNA-binding protein 5
Exons: 25
Coding region: 2504-5395 (963 amino acids)
Biological process (GO): mRNA splicing, via spliceosome
Cellular component (GO): nucleus
Molecular function (GO): RNA binding
Source: RefSeq, a predicted model, not a curated record
AGGAAAGAAAAUCCAAGCGCAUUUUGAGAAGAUUUCAAGCCUCAAAUUGUGAUAUACUCAGGUCGGUCGGAAGGCAGGUUUUUUGCCAGCUUCGCUCUUUUUGUGGAGCGUAGGCUUGCAGACAUCGUGGUCCUACGAAGAACUUAUGCAAGAUGGAUGGUGAUAUGAGGCAAGAUAGACUUUAUGCAAUAAGAAGCCUGUUUAACAUAGGUGUAAUGCCACAUAAUGCUUAUUUGACGACCUUCACACAUCUGAGCUGAGCAAUUUUCUUCAAAAACCGGCAAACACUCUUUCCCCAUCCUUUUAGUAUGAUUCCUACAUUUCUGUAGCUUCUUGAUAUUUAGACAGCAUAGUCUUGGCUUACUUUUUCUCAGGGUUUAAAUUAGGUACAUAAGGUACUCAUACCUAAUAUUGGACACUCCCUAAAGGUUUGCACUACAAUUUAUCGCAAUAUCAUGAGCUGGAGAGCAAUUUUAAUGUGACAUAUUUAUGAUUUUUUCCAGUGGCUUAUAAUAGGUAUGAGUACCUUAUUUUUUAGCAAUGAGAACAAAACUUAAGUAAAGCCACAGAAAAUAUAGUCAUUGGAUGUUUAUUGAAACCUGUCAGUCAUAUUUCGGUGUUCAAAAUCUCACUUGUUGUAUUAUCUGCACACCAAAAUUUGAAAAUUUAUUUGAUGUGAUCAGCCCUAAUAUUGUGGUCACUGAGUGCAAAUUGUGUUUGUUGCAAACUUUGAAUUGGACGUCUGAACCUAGACCAUGAAGUAUUUACUGUUUCUUAACCCUUUCACGCCCAAGUUUUUUUGACUGACGCACACAAAAUGACACCAGGUCUUCAGUUUUUAUAGAUUUUCUCUUUUUCCUUAGAAUUUCAUGGGCCGACAUAGUAAGAACAAAUAUUGCCCACAUAAUUAUUGAUCGGAAUAAAGUACUGGUUUUCCAAAUAUUGUAUUGCAACAAUUUUUAUAAGCAGGCAAAGACAAACUUUUUUGAAUUUAGCGCAAUUUAACCGCGUGCUCGUCAUUUGUUAGUUCCAGUUUAUGCAUGUUUUCAGAUAAACUACAUCAAAUUAACUUCAAAGAUUCAGAGUUAACUCUUUAGGGAAGCAUAUCCAAGCAUUAUACAUAGCUAUUUUUCAGGUUUAAGCAAGCUGGUUGUGAUAGUCAUGUCAGCAUCGUUUCUACACAAUACAGCAUCAACAUGGCGGCAAUAAAGCAAGGCUUGCAUGGUCAUUUCAUUUCUAAAUUUUAGCGGCUUUAUUUCAUGGAUUGAACAAAACUCAACUGUCCAUUUUUGCUCAUGAUUGUCUAAUUGAUUGACAAUUGGCCAUAAUUUGUGAAUAAAUCAAGUAUAGCACAACAACACGAGGAUUUGAGAACAUCAUCGAGCGGAACGAGUGGUGACUAUUGAACAAAUUCAAGAUGGUAUUGUGAAGAAUUUUCUGCAUUGUUGAUCAGAUGCAGCCAAAAUAGGCUUGCAAGAAAGUAUUAUUUGCUGCUAUUGGUUUUGCAAUAUCCAACUGGACGAGAAACACUUAAAUAUUUGCGAAUUGUUGGCAAUAGUCCGUGCCAUGAGUACUUACAAAAAUACCGAGAUGGUGGCUGAAUUUAUUCACCGCUAGUUCGUGCAUCGUUCGCUGUUGCUCUCAAACCACUCAGAAUCUUUCUCUUCGUUUCCUUUUUGCCAUUUAGAAGCGCCUCAAACAAGUUUGUUCGAUUGACAAGAAAUUAAAUCACUUCAGAAUGAUGAAAAUAUAAAAAAAACAAAGUUCAAAGUCAUUAUUUGGAUGAUUCUUCGGUCCGAUGAAUGGAGUAGCUUCUUGUUCCUCAAUGGCAGUACCAGUUCUGUACCAAAGUUGGUCUUUGGGUCGCAAAAUACAGACAUUUUUCUGCUAGAAAUAGCCCACGGCCAUCGUUGUUUACCGAUUGUGAAUCUGUCUCUCCCAGGCCUUAAAACUCUUUUAAAUCGCUAUCAAAAUCACCCAAAAUAUCAUGAGUCAAGUCCAUGAUCUAAAGGCAAGGUCCGUGGUCGUGGAUGGAUUUCGAACGCACAAAAAAGUUUUAACUUUGGAUAAAAAUUUCAUGACGAACGGUUCGUUGUACUGACUUGAGCUGUAAGAGAGAAACGUGCAGAAUUUCAUGCUCUAUUGAUUCCACGUGUUAGGGGUCCAUAUAAGGCAGUCCUUUUGUCUUUUUGUCCAAUGACAAAGAGGCAUACAGCAAAAUACGGAAAAUUCCGUAUCUGGGCGCGAAAGGGUUAAAAAUUCUUUUUUCCUCUAAAGUCAAAACCUACAAACAUAAAAUGGAGGGGGAUACUGUACUUUACCAUGGUCCUCAAUAUUCAAUACGAGUACCCAAAGAAUGGUGUGUUUAGGUGUUGCAUGAGUAAUAAAAACUCUCUGUUAGUUUUUCACCAUGACCAUUUCAAACCAGUAAAGCUGCUAUCAAGCAGACCCUACUCUUGAUACUCUUGAAAUCUGUGAUUUUAGAGUUUAUUUGUUUCUAAAAAUGUUUGAUGUUUUAUGCAGCUUACUCUUGUCUUGUCUAUAUCUUUUCCUCUAUUCAGCAUUUCUCUUUUCUCCUCUCUGGGUCCAGAUUAUUCAAUAUUUAGCCAUUUUCAUACUGACACUCUCAUCAUUGAUUGGAUGCUUCAGGAAUAGAGGCUACCUCCCAGACCAGAGCUUUGGUCGACCCGGCCGAGACAGCUUUGGAAGGGAGAAUGAGAUAGAGAGGGAGAUCAGUCGUGAGCUGCACAGAUUGCGUGAACUUGAUUCCUGGUCAUCAAGGCCUGAUGAUCCCUAUACUGAAAGGGGAGAGAUAUACCGUGAACGAGAACUUGAUAGGAGCUGGACCCGUGAUAUGGACCAGGACUAUGAUCUGAGAUAUAGGGACCAUGUACAAGACUGGGACCAGGAUAGGCUUCGAGCUCGGGGACCAAUCCGUGAGCCCUAUCAAGAUUUUCCAGACCAAGGCGAUUAUAGGGGUCGGGACAGAUCCAGAGGCUAUGAGAGAAGCAGAGGCCAAAAUUAUAAUCGCUACAGAGAUGAUGAUCGCAGCAGGGAUAGACAUCUGGACCGUCCAAGAGGCCGAUCAAGAGAUGAAGGUCGGCGAGAUGAAAGAAGCAGGAGCAGGGAGCGGCGUACACGCUGGGACACUGAUAGUGGUGACAGGCGACUGUCACCUGAUAGAGAUGACAGAGAGCACAGGCGACAAGGCCCCAGGGACCCUGGACCUCCCACCUCUGUCAUCAUGCUACAUGGACUACGAGACGAGAUCUCUGAAGAUGAUGUCCUUCAGGAAUUAUAUGCAGCAGAGGUGGCAUUUAGAGAUGUACGGAUUGUCAGAAAUAAAAUAGGUUAUACAAGAGGAUUUGGCUUUGUGGAGUUUGACACCCCUGAAGCAGCUAAGGAAUGGAUGGAUUAUCUCAAAGGUGGUCCACUCAAAGUCUUAGGUUACAACAUUGGUGUAGAAUACAGUCGUCCCAAAGAAGGGCAGGAAAAAGACUGGAAUUGUGUCAAGUGUGGAACACAGAACUUUUCAUCAAGAAGAAGAAGAACAUGUUUUUCUUGUGGAACACCUAAAGAUGAUUCUGGCAACAAAGAAGACAAAGAAAAGGAAAAUUCCUCUUAUUCAGCCCCACCAUGCAAAGUUGUCAUGUUUAAAGGGUUAGAUGUUUUGACAAAUGAGGAUGCAAUCCGAGCAGCUCUCUCCGCUAUCACAGUACUCCCUAUCUAUGACAUUAGAUUAAUUAAAGACAAGGUCACUGGUACAUCUCGGGGGUUCUGCUUUGUAGAGCUGGCUACAAUAGAGGAAGCUACUCAAUUACUGGAACUAAUAGCUGCUAUGAAUCCGCCGUUCAUGAUUGAUGGGAGAGUUAUCACCACUCUGUAUGCAAGGAAGAGUGAGCCCUCUCCCGUCCCUACCACCAAAUCUACUAGCAAUGUCGCAGCAGCUGCUAUUGAGCAGGCGCAGUGGUCCAGUAUUCCUGGCCAACCUGUAGCAGCAGGCGUGGCAGCAAAUGCAAUAGCGCAGGCACAGGCUGCCAACACAGCUGGGAUGACGACUGCAGCAUAUGCAGCACAACCCUACCCCAUGCGCUACGACCAGCAGCAAGCAGUGAGUUCUACACCCUCUGUCUCUGAGGGGGUAGCGUCAUCCACAAAUGCGCAAACAGCCCAGUCUACAGCCCAGCUUGCCGCAGCAACAACAACACCAUCAGUGGCUGCCGCAACGCCAGCAGUUACUGCUCCUGUUGUGUCAAGCUUUGUGUACGACCCUUCCUCUGGGUAUUACUACGACUCCACGACUGGGUUUUACUAUGAUGCAAACACUCAGUAUUAUUAUAACCCGGCCACAGCACAGUACUUCUACUGGGAUGACACCACCCAGCAGUAUAUUCCAGUUGCAGCUAAUGGGGCGGCUGCCGCUGCCCCUGAAGCGAGUGUGACUCCUGGUGCUGAUACCAACACUGUGGACUCAAGUGCAAAUGCAGCAAAAGAAAAACAGAAGAAAGCCAAGUCUCUUCAAGCCAAGAAGAUUGCCAAAGACAUGGAGAGAUGGGCCAAAAAUGUGAAUGCCACAAAGACACAGUCUGCACCGGCCGCUGAGGAGAAAAAACCUUCUCUUGAAGACACUGAAUUUAAAAAGCCGAUGGCCCCGCCUCCCAAGUUUGCCUCGUUGUCCUCCCUGUCAAUCGCCAAGAACUUAGCAUCAAUGCAGCAGCUUCCAAAGAGAGUCACAGCAAGUCCUUUAGCAGCCAUGGCCACAGAAGAGGAACCAGCCCCCUCCCCCUUGGGAACUCUGGCCCAGUAUGGUGAUGAUGAUGACUCCGACACGGAGGAAGACCCUAGCGCACAGUUUACUGACCUUAAACUGAUGGCGUGCCUUCUAUGCAAGCGGCAACUACCGAGUCGAGAAGCUCUGGACAAACACAUGCAGUUCUCUGACCUUCACAAGCAAAACUUAGAGAUUCAUAAAAAGAUGAGUAUGACAGAGGAACAGCGAGAAGAAUAUGAGAGAAAGGAGAGAGAGGCUAAAUACAGGGAUAGGGCAAAGGAACGCCGCGAGAAAUAUGGCCAGCCUGACUCAAGUAGCAACUAUGCUCCACCAAACAGGAAGCGGAAAGCAGGUUUUACUCCAACCUCGCCUUAUGAGCAGCCAACCAAGGCUAAAAUUCCAGAAAACAACAUUGGCAACCAGAUGCUGAAGGCAAUGGGCUGGUCUGAGGGGCGUGGCCUAGGCAAAGAGGGACAAGGCAUUGUAAACCCGAUCCAGGCAACAAUGCGUAGCCAGAAUGCUGGCCUAGGGUCUAGAGGCAGUUCUUAUGGUAGCGUGACAGGUGGAGAGUCAGACCGCGAACGCCAGCGCAAACUGGCGUACUCAAGAUUUCAUGAUGCCUAGCAUUUUCAAGAUGACAUGACGUGCUAAGCACUCUCUUGGAUUAAGUUCAAGGACAAUUCUGUUCUUCUGCUUAAAAAGCAAUUCAAGUGGGACAUAGUGUCCCUGAUCAUGCACUGUAUGUUGACACGUUGGAACGUCUCACCUAUCAGUUGUUCAUAGCCGCUUAUCCAGGAAACAAAGCACUGUAUAAUAAAUAAAGAAAUAAACGAGCUUUUGUUUUUA